Molecule: messenger RNA, 1873 nt
Organism: Pollicipes pollicipes
Lineage: Eukaryota; Metazoa; Arthropoda; Thecostraca; Pollicipedomorpha; Pollicipedidae
Product: zinc finger protein 316
Exons: 9
Coding region: 131-1873 (580 amino acids)
Biological process (GO): regulation of transcription by RNA polymerase II
Cellular component (GO): nucleus
Molecular function (GO): DNA-binding transcription factor activity, RNA polymerase II-specific; RNA polymerase II transcription regulatory region sequence-specific DNA binding
Source: RefSeq, a predicted model, not a curated record
UUCAGCGCUUUGUGUUUUUACGUCGCCAUGUGUGAUUGUUCGGUGUAUGCGGCCUUGGGGUGUACUGUUGUGCUGUGCGCUGGACGUUACCAGGUCCAGCAAGCGAUAAGGGAUUGUUUAUUGGAAAGAGAUGGAGUCAACUGGGCAGAUGACAUCACCUGCUGGUCAGAUGACAUCAUCCAUCAAUCAGAUGACAUCACCAGCCGCCCAGUCAGUCAGUGAGGUUGGCUAUGGCGCGCUACCAGUCGACCAUGACGCAUACAGCCUGCUGCUAUCGCCGGGUGCUGAAAUAGGCACCUUCCUGCUGCCCGAGGGCGGCGGCGCCGUCAUGGCACCGAUGGCGCGCGUCGUGCCCGUGGGCGUGCUCAAGGCCGGUACAGUGGAGACGUUCUCGGCGGUGGACGACAGCGCGGGCGAGCCUUGCGUUCAGCAGCUGGGGCCGGCCGGCGAAAGCCACUGCCUGGUGUGUAACGGGCCGCCGCCGAGCGAGCCGUAUUCACUGUUCGACGGCAGUCUGUACACGACGACGAGCCGGUCGACAGUGCUGGCGACGCUGGAGCAGGCGGUGGAGGCGGCGCUGGACCCGCUGCAGGCGCACAGUCACGUGAUCUGCUCCAACUGCUACGACCUGGCCGACCGGCUGGACCAGCUGCAGGAGGAGCUGCGCCAGGCGCGCGACGCCGUGCGCCGGCUCUUCUGGCACACGGCCGGCCUCUAUCACGCCGCCGCCGCCGCCUCCUCGGACGAGGUGAAGGUGGAGCGGCGGCGGUCGCAACGCGCCGCCACUCAGCACGAGCCCGGACACUACCGCAGUCUGGCCGACGGCCGCACCACCUCGCCGCCCGCUGAGGUCAAGCCGCAGCCGACCGAGGUCAAGCUGCAGCCGACCGAAGCCGGCGCACUCUGCAACGAACUCGACAUCGACAUCCACGUCGAGAAGACGGCCAAGAAGCGUGAAAAGAGGGAGGGGCGCCUGUUGUGCCGCUACUGCGGUAAGACGUUCCAGCGGCCAGCUCGUUUGCAGCAGCACGAGGCGUCCCACACUGUGCAGACGGUCAACCAGUGCCACAUAUGCAGCAAAAUAUUCAGCCAGAAGUACUACCUGAGGGAGCACAUCAAACAGGUCCACGAGCGGCGCAGCCUACACAGGUGCGACACAUGCGGCAAGGUGUUCAUGCGUCGUCUGCACCUAGACGACCACGUGCGCACCCACAGCGGCGACCGGCCGUACACGUGUGAGGUGUGCGGACGGGGCUUCAGUCAGCGCGGCAACCUGCGCGCCCACGCGCUGGUGCACACGGGCCAGUUCCCGUACCAGUGUGACACGUGCGGCAAGCGGCUGCGCACGCGCCAGGCGUUCGAGGCGCACCAGCGCAAGCACAACGACGACCGCCGCUUCGGCUGCGACCUGUGCUCGGCGUCGUUCCUGCUGAAACGCUCGCUAGAGCGGCACCUGCGCAAGCACACCGGCGCUCGGCCGUUCAAGUGCAACCACUGUGACCGGGCGUUCCGGGACCGCGGCGACCUGCGCUGCCACGAGGUCAUCCACAGCGCGCAGCGGGCGCACGUGUGCCCGCUCUGCGGGCUCGGCUUCACGCGCCGCUACAAGAUGCAGAAGCACCUGCGCACCAAGCACGAGCAGUCCGAGGAGCAGGUGCAGGAAUUGUGUCUGCUGCAGCAGACGGCGCACCAGAUGCUGUCGCAGCAGGACAAGCUGGACGCGUCGCUGGGGGCAGCGCCGGCCGGGCCUUCCGAACCGGCGGCAGGGCCCGAUGGGGCGCGGCCCGCCAUUGAUCGUGCUGAGCGCCAGCCCCGCUCCCGCCGACUGACUCCCGCGGCGCUGGGCGAGACGACCACCGCCAGAUGUACUUAG